AUGGGUACAACAACAGCUAACAUUAACAACAAUAAUCUACUGAAUGACAUUCUGCGCUCCGCCGAUAAGCAUCCCAAUUCAAAAGUAUCCAAGCUAAUACGUACCGUAGAAGAGGAGCCAUCACAAAAGAAUAUUGUAUUGCUAUUAAUUGAAUUAUCCGAACAUGCAGAAUAUUCAACAGAUUUCAAUAUUUCUCUAAGAUAUUAUUUGGAUUUGUUUGAACGUCUAGGGAUUGAUCGUGAUCUAGUUCUUAAUGAAGCCGGUCUUUUAUUGGUUAAUUCAUCAAAGAUUUAUUCGAAGCGUGUUGAUUACGUUCAGAGUUUGGUGGAGCGUCAAAUAUUAACAUUAUCGAAUGCUGAUCAGGAAAUACAACAACAAAGGGAACAGUAAGUACAAAAAAUUGUUGGUGGUCUUUAGUGUAAACCCAAACGUGGUCGUAAACGAGCUCUCGAUGCACCCACCGAUCCAUAUGAAGUACAAUUGGAACCAAAAAAAUUCAAAAAGAUGAGCGAAGAGAAACGUUUUGCACCACCAAAAACCCCCACAAAAUUGAAAUCCCUACCGCGUAACAUUGAAAUGGAACAACAAAUACACCCGGCCGGUUGGUUGCAUGCAACAAUUUAUGAUUUGGAAAAUGAAGAAGAAGUCGAUACGAAAAGGAAUUACAAACUCUUUACAUAUCACAUUGAACAUCGUUAUAACACCCUUGUGCCCGACAUUAAUUUCCGUUUACAUUUCAAAGUUAAAGAUUAUCUCGAUGCUCAGGCGGAAGAAGAAACGACGGAUGAUAUGGAUAGUGCGGAAUAUCAGAGGAAUCAAGAAUGGCCACCUCUCUCCGAAGAAUAUGUACAAAAAUAUAUUAAUUUAGAAAAUCGUGUUCUACAAUUGGAGAUUGAUCCUACGUGGAAGAGUCCAAAAAGGACCAAAAAUGCGCCGAAUUUGAAUAAAAGUGGAACGGAAGAAAUACCUGCCAGUAUGGAAAAUUCACUGCUGGAUUUGAUGAAUACAAGUAAUGGCGCUAUAAAUGAUGUUUCAAGUAUAAAUGAUUCCGGAGUUGGUUCAAGUAUCAUGGAAAGUACGGCAAAUUCAAGUCAUUUCGAAAACACCACCAUGAACACAAGCCAUGAAACUUCGCUCAAUAACAGUUCUUUGGCGGAAGGUGAAGGAGAUAAAACCGCAAAUGCAUCACAAUUACAGGAAAAUGAAUCAGGGCUAGGGGAAAGUUUAUUGGAUCAAACAAAUAAUUGUAAUGAAACAAUACCCGCUGGAGAGAAGUCUCAGGAAGAGAUAAAUACUGCGAUGGAUGAUGAAAACAAGAAAACAUUACCCCUGGAUGAAUCGGCAACGGAAGAAUCAGUGGCGACGGAUACAGCACCAACUACCAAUGACAACGGAGAUAGUGAAAAUCAAACAGAAAAAAAUAGUGGCGAAACGACAAUAAAUGAAAGCGGUGUACAGGGUACAAAUGAAGAAAUUACAAAUCCAGCGGAGGCUACAGAACAGUCAUCUAAUGAAGAACCUACGCUUACAUUGAGUAAUGGUGUUGAUGUUACAACAGAAGAUAAAGAUAAAAAUGAUUCGGCGGAAACGUCUGAUAAACAAACUUGUGCUGAGGAAACUAAUGAUAACACCGUUAUUAGUAUGGAAAAGGAAGCAAGUGAUGAACCCAAGUCAAAUGAAGGUGGCGGUGAAUUGGAAAAACAAGCUGAAGAAUCAACAACAGCCACAGAAACAGACAAAUCACAAGAAGCUUCAGUUGACAAUGCAACAAAAGAAAAAGAAGGUUUCAUUGAAUUGGAAGUUCAUGUAAUGAAUGACAAUGAAAAUGAGCCCUCUGAACGAUUGCAAAUACAAAUUCCCAAUACCGAUGAUGAAGGUGUACAUUUAUCUGAUGUAUACGAAGGUGACCUACACAUGUUAACACCGAAUGCAACAAAUAAAGAUGUAACCAUCCAUUUGAAUGAUGAACUGCGACAAGCUCUAGAAAUGCAAGAACAUUUCUCGCAAGAAACCUAUAAAGUACCUGUGAUAGAACAACCGAAAGAACAUCCAAUUGUUUGUAAUAUUUUCAAAUUGCCUCCAAAACUUCUAAGAAGAAAAGUACUCUUUAAAUUGGGACCUGAAAUGGAUUUAUAUUUGAAAGCGCGCUCACUGAAACCAUCAAGACCUCCUCCCAACCCCCGUGAAUAUAAAAUAAGCAAAAAUCAAUUGUUGGCAUUUUCACUCAACAACACCGAUAUGUCUGGCAUUUUAGACACACCACCGAAUAGUCCUGGUCACCAAUCGGAAUUUUUUGGAUUUACCGACGAUGAUGAUGAUGAAACCACAUGUGCAGAAUUUUAUGGUUUCACCGAGGAUGAACAACACAAAUUGGUGAUAAGUCCACAUCGUUUAAGUCGUGAUUCGGGUGUCGGUGUUGAGGCGUCAAUUUUAACGCCCGAAAAAGAAACGCUGACAACAAUUUUUGAAGAAAAUCCUCCCACCACAGAUGUAAAUAGUUGCAAAUUGAAUUUAAACAGUGCCUUAGAUAAAGAAUCAACCGAAGAUAUCUUAAAUGAUUUAUCCGAAUCGAUAAGAACAGCCUUAGAGGCUGAAAUACAAAGUGAUACAAUAGAAAAUAAUAGUAAUAAGGAAUCUGAGGAGGUUCAAAAAGAAGCACAAAAGAUUGGCGAGGGAAGUGAACAGCCAGCAUCUAUAGAGGAGUCAACGGAAGAAACUAAAACUCUUUAUGAAAAUGAAGGUGGAGAAAACUGUGCGGACAAUAGUUCAAAAGAAAAUGAAACAACAUCAAGUGACCAAGAAGCGGCACAAACGUCUUCCAUGGAGGAGGAAAAUAAAGGAAAUGUUGGUGGAGCAGAAAGUGAAUCAACACCUGCUACAGAAAAUCAAAUAGAAUCUUCAGAAACCAUUUGUGUUCCUGUAAUAGAAGUAAAAGAAUGGUCGAAUGUCGAUAGUGAAAAUAAUUCUAACGGCAUAGAACACGCUCCUAGUGGGACUGAAGGAAAUAAUGAAACAGAUUCUGCUAUUCCAGCUUUAGAGCCAACUAUUGUUGAUGAUAAUAGCCAGGAGGAUAAUGCCUUAUUGGAUUUGGAUUUACAGGGUACAAAAACAAAGAUUCAACAGUGGCAUGAACAUCUACGACCAAUUUUAGCCAAAUCAAGAGAGCGUCAUCAUUUCGAUGUUUUUCAAUUGGGUACCGAAAUCAUCGAGACAAUACAAACCACAAAUUGCACAAAUGAUGAACCAAAAUUCACCAACGCUAAGCCAGAGGCUAGUUUCGAUGAUAUUAUGGAAAAUAAGGAUAGAUCAUAUGUAUCACGAUAUUUCUUAUCCACACUAUUGUUGGCGAAUCAAAGUAAUGUUAAUAUUAUGGUUGAAAAUAAAUCGAGUGAAAGUCCUUCGGCAUGGUCGGAUAUUAAAUUGAAAUUGUUGAGUACAAAACGUCAUACAGUGGCCAUUGAAGAUAAUAUUGGUAUGAUAACAACAACAGCAACGUCAGCUAAUAAUAAACGUAAACAGACCGCUGCUGAAGAACAAGAACAAACGCAACAACAAAUAAAGAAAAAGAAAGUCAAAUCAAAACCACAAAGGAUUGAGGCGUCCGACAACGAUUAUGAUGAUGAGACGGACGAUGAACCUUUGGUUAGCCUGAAAUCAACACCUUCGAAACGACGUUCCAAAGAAUCUCCAAGUCGCCAACAAGAAAAGAAAUUCAAGGGUCUAACAUCAUCCCCAGCCACAGCCGCAACAUUUAUAACAACGGAUACAAGUACACCGCAAGCUACGAGACCUAAGGAAAUGCUAAUAAUUAGCCAGGAAAUUUUGUCACCCGUCACGGAAUUACCCAGUACCAGCGGACAGGCGGCGGCGCUGGCCGCCCAACAUCAAGUAAAUUUAAAUAAUAUUCGUGUUAAACUGCAACCCAUUGAGAAAAUACCCCAACAGGGAGAUGAUUAUGAUUCGGGUGUUUUCUCAUUGAGUGAAAGCUCAAUGUCAUGA
Molecule: messenger RNA, 3999 nt
Organism: Musca vetustissima
Lineage: Eukaryota; Metazoa; Arthropoda; Insecta; Diptera; Muscidae
Gene: Cap-H2
Exons: 7
Biological process (GO): mitotic sister chromatid separation; meiotic chromosome condensation
Cellular component (GO): nucleus; condensin complex
Molecular function (GO): chromatin binding
Source: RefSeq, a predicted model, not a curated record